This is a messenger RNA of Cantharellus anzutake, 444 nucleotides long. RefSeq names its product peptidyl-Lys metalloendopeptidase. The record is from RefSeq and is a predicted model, not a curated record. Gene Ontology annotation, molecular function: metalloendopeptidase activity. The transcript has 3 exons. Lineage: Eukaryota; Fungi; Basidiomycota; Agaricomycetes; Cantharellales; Hydnaceae. Bases 1 to 444 code for a protein of 147 amino acids.
AUGGACAUCCUGAUCAACCAAACCACAUCUCGGGCUAGGCUCUCGCCUCGCUACCAUAUAUGGUAUGGAAAUUAUACGAGGUCAAGAGGACUUCGAGUGAGAAGAAUCUUCCAGGUGAUCCAUGCUGCGCAAGAUGGUCAAUUGUCAACCAACACCUAUGAUUGCUCGUGCACAACAUCGGGGUCGUAUGGCUAUGUGAAUAACAACGAGUUUGGCACCGUUUACCUUUGCCCAGGGUUCUGGACUGCUCUGCCUGUAGGAUCGAACUCCCGCCCUGGGUUGUUGAUCAACCUUAUCAGUCCAUUUCGUCAGAAUGGUGGAACAAUGCAGCUCGCGACAGGCACAGCAGCAUGCCAGGCCCUCGCGAAAACAAGUCCAAGGAAUGCCACGAGGAACGCCGACUCUUAUGAGUAUUUCGCAGAGAAUUUCCCUCCUCUGCCCUGA